GAGAGACUCGUCUCGUCAAGCUAACGCCCGCUCGCCUUAAGACGUACGGACCCCUUCACGCCUCAACUCCUCUGUGUAGCGACUAUAAAAGCUUGCUGAGUAGUAUUAAGUGUUGACUCCACUAUCCCAGUGCUCUCCUACGCAGUGCAGAGUCAUGCAGGCGAUUCGAGAGACUAUCUACUCGUUCAAGGCGCGUUGGUUCGACACACAUGCCCAACUUAAUCGCCAAUACAAUGUGCGGUACUUCGUGGACACGCACAACGUCGAGAUCUUCGACACUAAAACUAGUCGCCUGUUCCUCAAGAAGAGCGAAUGUCCAGCCACACUUUCGGCCAAGGACUUUUUCUUGGGGGCCAAGGUGCUUAUCUACGGCCGCCACUUCGAGCUACAGGACUAUCUAGACCCAUUCACAGCCGAGAAGCUCGGGCGACAGCAGCAGAAGUCCGUGUUAGUGAUCAAAGCACGCAUGGUGGACCAUGUCGGUGCCGUGCUGGAAUUCCUUUCGCACCAGCAGUUCGCUUUCUCUGCGGUUAAGAUGAUGCAAGUGAGACGUCCCCAUGCAGAGAAGUUGUUCGAGUUGCAACGCGGAACGGACGACUUUGAACUGAGAGUUAAUCAACUGGCUGGGGCCCCUAUUGUAGCAAUGGAGCUCGUACAGGAGAACUGCCUCGAGACACUUAAGCAAGUAGUGAGCAACUUAAGCACACGCUUUGACGCCGAACCUGGCGAGUUCGAGAGCGCGUCGUCCGUUCUAGAAGCGCAACAGCUCCGCAGCUUCUACUUCGAGACGCCACACGCCCCGACCGCUACAUUCGAGCACUGUACGUGUUGCGUGGUGCUCCCACAUGUGAUAAAGGAAGGGCUGGUUGGAGAGGUGGUGUCUGCUAUCCAGCGCGACGGCGGUGUCCGGAUCACGGCCAUGGAGCUCUUCACCCUCGAUCGCACCACCGCUGCAGAAUUCCUCGAGGUCUAUGAAGGUGUCGUGCCGCACUUUAACGAGUCUGUGGACCACUUUACCACCGGUCCUUGUCUAGCGAUGGAGCUGGUGGGGCAACACACCAAAGACGUCGUGACCCAGUUCCGUGCCAGCGCUGGUCCCUGGGACGUCGAGAUGGCCAAGGAACUCCAGCCACAGACGAUCCGUGCUAAGUUCGGCCAUGAUCGCGUCCGCAAUGCUGUGCACUGCACCGACCUCGCUGAGGACGGUGUCCUGGAAUGCCAGUACUUCUUCGACAUCCUGUCGCGACGCCAACUGCGUGGCUAAUUCCGUCAUCCUCUAGUGUGCCAACCCAUAGCUCCAACGGUUUCCUGAUCGAAGCUCCACAGCGUUCAGCAGUCUUCCUUUUCCGUCUUCAGCCAUCAACAAUCUUCCACAAAAUCAGUAUACAGAAAACAAAGCAGCACAGUGAAAAAUAGGCACCACUCAGCGAUCUCACAUUAUAAUGGAGUCCUGUAGCUCAGUGAGCUUAGUAUCUGUACUUGGUAGAGUAGUCUUUGGGCGAGAUGACAAGGCCACGGCCCUUGCGUGCGCCGCGAUAGACUGUCUCGAUGAUGUCGAUCAUCUCGCCU
Molecule: messenger RNA, 1569 nt
Organism: Phytophthora nicotianae INRA-310
Lineage: Eukaryota; Oomycota; Peronosporomycetes; Peronosporales; Peronosporaceae
Exons: 2
Coding region: 155-1264 (369 amino acids)
Biological process (GO): GTP biosynthetic process; UTP biosynthetic process; CTP biosynthetic process
Cellular component (GO): centrosome
Molecular function (GO): nucleoside diphosphate kinase activity
Source: RefSeq, a predicted model, not a curated record